AUGUCUCGCAUUCAGAUCCCUCUCGACCUCAUCACGUCCCGCCUCAACCUUGGAGAUCGCUUCCAGGGCUUGCGCGCGGGGCCUCUGAGCGGUCGAUUUUCCAACCUGAGGCCAAUCUCCGAGUUUUUCGACUUCAAGCGCUUGUCCAAGCCCGCCAACUUCGGUGAGGUGCAGUCGCGUGUCAACUACAACUUGAGCCACUUCUCGAGCAACUAUGCCGUGGUUUUUGUUAUGCUCAGCCUGUACGCCCUGUUGACCAACUGGCUACUGAUGUUCGACAUCAUCCUGGUCGUCUUUGGCAUGUGGUUUAUCGGCAAGUUGGAUGGAAGAGAUUUGGAAAUCGGCAGCUUCAAGGCUACUUCGUCGCAGCUCUACACUGGACUCCUCGUUGUCAGCAUUCCCCUUGGACUGAUUGCCUCUCCCUUCUCUACCCUGCUCUGGUUAAUCGGCGCUUCUGGAACUGCAAUUAUUGGUCAUGCAAGCUUUAUGGACAAGCCCAUCGAUGAGGCUUUUUCCGGGGAGGCGGUCUAA
Molecule: messenger RNA, 531 nt
Organism: Trichoderma asperellum CBS 433.97
Lineage: Eukaryota; Fungi; Ascomycota; Sordariomycetes; Hypocreales; Hypocreaceae
Cellular component (GO): Golgi apparatus
Source: RefSeq, a predicted model, not a curated record